AUGUCACUCCGCUCGUUUGACCCUUGGGACCUCCAACAAGAAGCAGUGGCUCUCGACAACCCUACAUCAGGGAAGAGGUUGGAAUUUAUCGAUCCUACACUGACUUGCCUCGGAUGUGAAUUAUCCUUCCCCUACCGAGAAUAUCUCUUCUACCAUCUCGCCAAAAACCCCAAUCACUAUCGAGAUCUCAUGCCCGGAGAGCAUCCGAUUAAUGAAGACCUUUCUGAACCCUUUGAAUUGAAAGCUUUCUAUGGCCGCCAACAAGAGAGGUUCAAGAGGUCUUGCAUGUUCUGUGACGACGACUUUGACAGCCGCGAUGCGCUAUUCGAGCACCUUGAAGAAUAUGGGCACGCUAUGGACAGAGAAACGCGCCGGCGCGCACCCGGGUAUAAGCGGCCAGAGAUCUGCAAGAAGCGGGAUAGAAGCGAACAUCCUCACAGAAAAGCGAAGAAGACGAUAGCAAAGCUGGAGAAAGAAAGGGAGGAGUAUCGUCUUGUCUUGCAAGAGCAGCGGCGGCAGCGGCUUGCUACUGAACUGAGGCGGAAAAAGGAGGAGGAGGAGGAGGAAGAAGAACAAUUGCAGAAGCUGAAGCGCGAGGAAGAGCUAAGGCGAGAGCAGGAAAAAAUCAUGAAACAUCAGGAGCAGCAAAAACGGCAGCGAGAGUUGGACAACGCGGAGAUGGAGGCGAAACAGCGCCAGGAGGCACAGCAGCGACAGGCCAACAAGCGAAUUAAGACGAACGCUAGUGGUUUUGUUUGCAGGGUGUGCGCCGGUAGCUUCGAGACUCGUAACCAGCUGUUUAGCCAUAUCAAAAGGGCUAAGCACUGGGUACCAAUGGGUUGA
This is a messenger RNA of Neurospora tetrasperma FGSC 2508, 843 nucleotides long. RefSeq lists its product as uncharacterized. The transcript has a single exon. Lineage: Eukaryota; Fungi; Ascomycota; Sordariomycetes; Sordariales; Sordariaceae. The record is from RefSeq and is a predicted model, not a curated record. Bases 1 to 843 code for a protein of 280 amino acids.